CUUCUGCGGGCGGCGGCGGUACCCGCGGGACCCGAAGCCUGCUCCAUUUUCUGCGGAUGGUGGGCCAGCUCAAGGAUUUCUGGUUUGGAGAAAAAGAUGAUUCUCCUUGAAGCAGAGACUGGAAGAGAAUGGUCUUUAACACUAGAGUACCUCGGACAGGCUGGGUAUACAGAAAUGUUGAGAAGCCAGAAAGUGUAUCAGAUCAUAUGUACAGAAUGGCUAUCAUGGCUUUUGUAACUGAAGAUAAACAUCUUAAUAAAGACAGGUGUGUCCGGCUUGCCUUGGUUCAUGAUAUGGCAGAGUGCAUCGUUGGUGAUAUUGCCCCUGCAGAUAACAUCCCUAAAGAAGAAAAACACAGGCGAGAGGAGGAAGCCAUGAAGGAGUUAACUCAGUUGCUAUCAGAAGACAUCAAGAAGGAAAUCUAUGACCUCUGGGAAGAGUACGAGAACCAGUCCAGUGAAGAAGCCAAGUUUGUGAAACAGCUGGACCUGUGUGAAAUGAUUCUCCAGGCCUCCGAGUAUGAGGACCUGGAGAAUAAGCCUGGGAGGCUUCAGGAAUUCUAUGACUCAACUGCAGGAAAAUUCAGCCAUCCUGAAAUAGUCCAGCUUGUUUCUGAACUUAUAGCACAAAGAAAUGCUAAAAUCACUGCAGGAAAAAGUGAACCUCAUCCAUGAGAUGCCACAUACAAUUGUCAUCUCCCCUUUAAAGACCUCACACCCUUCCUGAGAACUCAUUAAGGAAUCCAGGCUCCACUGUGGGGAUGGAGAAGCAGGCUAACUUCUCCAUACUUCAGGGAUACUGGAGCCAUAGAAGGAGAAAAUCUCCAACCAGGAUCCCAGGCUAACAACUUCAGAUUCUACUUAACUCUAUGGGCCUUUUGGGCACAUACCCACUUAGCCCAGGGGGAUAAUCCAACACUGAAACAUUUAUUUCAGUAUGAUAAGGGAGUGCUGGGCUUGAAGUCAGGAAGGCCUAAGUAUAAAUCCUGCCUCAGACACUCUCAGAACUUCCAUUUUCUCAUCUAUAAAUGGAGAUAAUAUCCAUCUGUCUCAAAAGAAUAGUUGUGAAGAUCUAAUGACAACAUGGAAAAUCUUAAAGUGUUUUAUAAAUGCUAGCAAGAAUUAUCAUGAAGAUAAACUUAAGGAGAAUG
This is a messenger RNA of Gracilinanus agilis (Agile Gracile Mouse Opossum), 1150 nucleotides long. It is a transcript of the gene HDDC2, whose product is annotated as HD domain containing 2. The coding region runs from base 129 to 674 and encodes 181 amino acids. Gene Ontology annotation, cellular component: cytoplasm. Gene Ontology annotation, molecular function: 5'-deoxynucleotidase activity. The record is from RefSeq and is a predicted model, not a curated record. The transcript has 8 exons. Lineage: Eukaryota; Metazoa; Chordata; Mammalia; Didelphimorphia; Didelphidae.